Molecule: messenger RNA, 1316 nt
Organism: Ceratotherium simum simum (southern white rhinoceros)
Lineage: Eukaryota; Metazoa; Chordata; Mammalia; Perissodactyla; Rhinocerotidae
Product: gonadotropin-releasing hormone II receptor-like
Biological process (GO): G protein-coupled receptor signaling pathway; cellular response to hormone stimulus
Cellular component (GO): plasma membrane
Molecular function (GO): protein-hormone receptor activity; peptide binding; G protein-coupled receptor activity
Source: RefSeq, a predicted model, not a curated record
AUGACUGCAGCCUACGGCACCCCGUGGGGGUCAGCUACGGGGGAAGAGGUCUGGGCUGGAUCAGGAGUAGAGGUGGAGGGCUCAGAGCUGCCCACCUUCUCAGCUGCAGCCAAGUCCGAGUAGGAGUGACCAUUGUGCUGUUUUUUUUCUUCUGCUGGAGGGAACUUGGCCGUGCUGUGGUCAGUGACGCAGCCGCAACCCGGCCAACUCCGCCCCUCUCCAGUGUGGCGACUCUUUGCCCAUUUAGCAGCCGACGACUUACUGGUCACUUUUGUGAUUAUGCCCCUAGAUGCCACCUGGAAUAUCACUGUUCAAUGGCUGGCCGGGGAUAUUGCAUGUCGGACACUCAUGUUCCUGAAACUAAUGGCCAUGUAUGCCGCAGCUUUCCUGCCUGUGGUCACUGGGCUAGAACGCCAGGCAGCAGUACUCCACCCGCUCGGACCCCGCCCCGCUGGAAGGAAACUUCUGGGGACAGCCUGGGGACUUAGUUUCCUGCUUGUCUUGCCCCAGCUGUUCCCGUUCCAUACCGCCCGCCAAGCUGGCCCAGUCCCCUUCACUCAAUGUGUCACCAAAGGCAGCUUCAAGGCUCAAUGGCAAGAGAUCACCUAUAACCUCUUCACCUUCUGCUGCUUCUUUCUGCUGCCACUGACUGCUAUGACGAUCUGCUAUCGCCGCAUUGUCCUCAGUGUGUCCAGUCCCCGGACAAGGACAGGGAACCAUGCCCCUGCCAGUGAAUUUGCCCUCCGCCGCUCCUUAGACAGUCGCCCCCGUGUUCAUCUAUGGGCCCUGCUUGUCUUGCUGACCUUCGUCCUCUGCUGGACACCUUAUUACCUGCUGGGUCUGUGGUACUGGUUCUCUCCCACCAUGCUAACUGAAGUCCCUCCCAGCCUCAGCCAUAUCCUUUUCCUCUUGGGCAUCCUCAAAGCGCCUCUGGAUCCUCUCCUCUACGGGGCCUUCACCCUUGGAUGCCAAAGAGGGCACCAAGAACUUAGUAAAGACUCUUCCAGGGAAAGAGGGUCUGGGAGAAUGCCUCGACAGGAGACUCAAGCCCUUAGACAGCUGGAAAUACAAACAAAUGUGGCAGGAAGAAGAGCAGGAGAAACACAAGAGACAUUCCUGUAAUAUCCAUUUGCUCAGGACAGAGUAUAUAGGAAUGGAAUAAUUAUUCUUUAAUAUCAUGAGAACAUCUCACUUCUAGCCCUGCUUUAUUAGCUUCCAAGAAAAAGAAAUACUAAGCAGUCUCUUUCUUUUAACCCUAGCUGAGACUUGAAACUAUGUCUAAUGUAGAAACUCACACAGAAUUCAGUUCCUGGGAG